GCCCGGGCGCUGCAGCCGCGCCAGGAGGUCCGGCUGCGAGCGUGACCUCACGGGGAGGGGCCAGCGCGGCGGCUCUGGGCGCCCAGCCGAGCGCCGAGAGCACAGCGCCGGAGCGGAGCGGCGAGGAGCGCACGCCAGGGCCCGAUGGAGCGGUACAAAGGGGUGUUGCUGUCUGGUGGUACAGAGAAGGAUCCUGCAGGUUUCUGCUUCCCUGGAGCAGCUGCUGACAGAGCUGGACGCCUUCCUCAAGAUUCUCGACCAGGAGAGCCUGAGCAGCACAGCGGUGGUGAAGAAGAGCGGCCUGGCCGAGCUCCUCCGGCGUUAUACCAAGAGCAGCAAUUCUGAUGAGGAAUACAUUUAUAUGAACAAAGUGACGGUCAACAAGCCACCGAAUGCCAAGUCCCAGGACAAAGCGCCCGAGGAGCAGAACCCACUGACCAAUGGGGAGCCCAACCAGCAGUCCUCAGCCCCUCAGAAGGGUCUUCCGGACCUCCCAGCACCCAAGAUCAUUCCAGAACAGAAACAACUCUCCAUCCCAAAGACGGAGUCUCCAGAGGGUUACUAUGAAGAGGCUGAGCCAUAUGACACAUCCCUCAAUGGUCAUUCUGGCAGAUGUACCCCCACUGGAAUCCCCCGAUGGGUGCAGGUGCCUGAAGGAGUCAUUUAUGCCACGAUCACCUUGGAGGACGGAGAGAUCGUGAGCAGCUCCUACGAGUCCUACGAUGAAGAGGAGGGCUGCAAGGGCAAGCCCGCCCCCUACCAGUGGCCCUCGCCCGAGGCUGGCAUCGAGCUGAUGCGUGACGCCCGCAUCUGUGCCUUCCUGUGGCGCAAGAAGUGGCUGGGGCAGUGGGCCAAGCAGCUCUGCAUCAUCAAGGACACCAGGCUCCUGUGUUACAAAUCCUCCAAGGACCACAGCCCUCAGCUGGACGUGAACUUGCUGGGCAGCAGCGUCAUCCACAAGGAGAAGCAAGUGCGGAAGAAGGAGCACAAGCUGAAGAUCACGCCAAUGAAUGCUGACGUGAUCGUGCUGGGCCUGCAGAGCAAGGACCAGGCUGAGCAGUGGCUCCGGGUCAUCCAGGAGGUGAGUGGCCUGCCUUCAGAAGGCACAUCCGAGGGAAACCAGUACAGCCCAGAAGCCCAGCGCCUGAACUGCCAGAAACCGGAUCUGACUGAGAAGUACCUGUCCGCCUCAGACUGUGGGAGCUCCUUAGAUGGCCACCCUGAGGUGCCAGAGGCCAAAGACGUCAAGAAGAAAUCUUCUGCUGGCCUCAAACUGAGCAACCUAAUGAACCUGGGCAGGAAGAAGUCUACCUCACUGGAGCCUGCAGAGAAGUCCCUCGAGACAUCCAGUUACCUGAACGUGCUGGUGAACAGCCAGUGGAAGUCACGCUGGUGCUCCAUCAGGGAUAGUCACCUGCACAUCUACCAGGACCGGAACAGGAGCAAGGUGGCCCAGCAGCCCCUCAGCCUGGUGGGCUGCGAGGUGGUCCCAGACCCGAGCCCUGACCACCUCUACUCCUUCCGCAUCCUCCACAAGGGCGAGGAGCUGCUCAAGCUGGAGGCCAAGUCUUCCGAGGAAAUGGGCCAUUGGCUGGGCCUCCUGCUCUCUGAGUCAGGCUCCCAGACAGACCCAGAAGAUUUCAUCUAUGACUACGUGGAUGCCGAACGGGUUUCCUGUAUUGUGAGCGCAGCCAAAACGUCUCUGCUACUGAUGCAGAGAAAGUUCUCAGAGCCGAACACUUACAUUGAUGGCCUGCCCAGCCAGGAUCACCAGGAGAUGCUAUAUGACGACGUGGCGAUGUCGGAGCUGACGGCCAUGGUGGAAUCCCCUGAGGAAGCCACCCAUGUGACAGAUGCUCCAAGCGAGACUGACUCUGACCGAGUGUACCUGGACCUCACGCCUGUCCAGUCCAUCCUGCAGGGCCCCAGUGCUGCCCAGACCCAAGACCCCUCCACUACACCGCCCCCACUGGACCCUCCGGCUGAGACCGUUUCUGCAGACCCAGGCCCUGCCCCAGAGGAGCCCCUCGUGGAGUCCCCAGAGAACCCCAAGUUGCAGAUGCCACAAGAGAGUCUGGAGCCUGAGGAGGCUUCCCUGAGAAUGACAGUCAAAGUCCAGGAUGAACAGCAGAAAGUCUCCUUCCCACCAAGCUGCCCUGAUUCUGUGGCCAUCACCCCCGCUGAAGCCAUCACCCCCGCUGAGGCCGUCACCCCAGCCGGGGCCAGCCCACCUACGAAGGACAGGUUGAGAGCAAUCACUGCAGAGAUCAAACUUGGCAAAAACAGAACAGAAGCCGAAGUAAAGCGGUACACAGAGGAGAAGGAGAGGCUCGAGAAGAAGAGGGAAGAAACCCGGGGCCACCUGGCUCAGCUCCGGAGAGAGAAACGGGAGCUGAGAGAGGCCCUGUUACGAUGCACAGACAAAGGAGUCCUGGCCAAUCUGGAGCAGAAGCUGAAGGACAUGGAAGACGAGUGCAGGAUGGAGGAGAGCAGGCGUGUGGACCUCGAGCUCAACAUCAUGGAGGUGAAGGACAACCUGAAGAAGGCUGAGGCCGGGCCCGUGACGCUGGGCACCACUGUGGACACCACUCACCUGGAGAAUGUGAGCCCCCGACCCAGAGCUGCCACCCCUUCCCCAGACUGUACCCCAGUCAACUCUGCCACAGCACUCAAGAGCAGGCCCCUCUCGGUCAUGGUCACAGGCAAAGGCUCCGUCCUCCAGAAAGCGAAGGAAUGGGAGAAAAAAGGAACAAGCUAGGAAACAGGCUUCAUCUAAAGACUGUCCCAUCGGUGAGGACCUUGGUGACAAUCCUGCUUCAUUAAAGUGGCAACUCUGACAGGAUAAGGACCGGGGUGCCGUGGAUGGAGAGCUUCAGCUGAGAGGAGGCUCUGUUGCCUUUCGGAGCCAAAGGAAGUAAUACAACAGAAAAAGAAGGCUUUUUUGGAAACUUCAGUCUGUUGGAUGUAAACAAUGCUGUAUUUAGGGUUAUUCUAUGUUUCUUCUUUGAAGUUUUCAUCAACUGCUUUAUCAAGCUUUUUAAGUAGUGAAAAGCUUCUGAUGUUGAGGCUUGGGUGGAAGGAGGGAUCACGGUAGCAGGGCCCUGGCCCACCAGUCACGUGCCGUUGAUGACCAAGAAGACCUAAACUCCUGACCAUCAUCUCUUAUUCAAUACUCAGCAGUGUUGGGGUUAAACCAUCCUUGCCUCCAGGUUUCUUCUCUCCAAAAUUAGUAGGCCCAGCUCAAUCUUCUGUGAUUUUAUGACCUGCUUUUUGAGAGACAGUAGCAGGGGAAGAUAUUUGGAACUAAGCUAAGACACUAUCACCACUAAAUUAAGGACUGGAUCAAUUGCUUUUAAAUACAAUUUAUGUGAUACUGUAUUAUAGGAAAAAAAAGGUUCAAACUCUGUAAUUUAAAACCAGUAAAAAGUAUCUUUUGAGAUUAAACGGACUUUUUUUUACAUUACCAUAUUUAAAAAAGAUUACUCUGUUUACAGAUUCAGUCCUGUGGCCAGGCCAUUUUUAAGGGAAGAGGUAUUUAAUAUAAUGCUGUUUAAGUUGUGCUAAAUUAAGGUCCAGGCCCCUUCCAAGAAAAGGGUGGUGAAUUUUGUUUGCAGUGGUCUCUCAUCUUAAAAUUGGCAGUGCCAUUCUUUGGGCUGCCCGUCUUCUCUUUUGAUGACUGUUUAACACAGGUUGCAACAUUUCAUCUAUCAUCUCUGCCUCAUUUCUGGGGGUUCUCAGAGUUCUCUAACACUGGUUCUUGUGAAGUAGAGGUUUUUUGAUUCUUACUGUCUUUCUAAUCCCAGGGCAUUUACUUCUUUUGUUAUAAACACUUGGUGUCAGUUUACCAAGUGAUGAGUUAGUUUUUUGUUUUUUUUUAAAAAUAAAAUGUUCAUUAUA
Manis pentadactyla (Chinese pangolin) is the source of this 3897-nucleotide messenger RNA. It is a transcript of the gene AFAP1L2, whose product is annotated as actin filament associated protein 1 like 2. Bases 362 to 2758 code for a protein of 798 amino acids. The record is from RefSeq and is a predicted model, not a curated record. Gene Ontology annotation, molecular function: SH3 domain binding; SH2 domain binding. Gene Ontology annotation, cellular component: cytosol. The transcript has 21 exons. Gene Ontology annotation, biological process: regulation of interleukin-6 production; regulation of mitotic cell cycle; positive regulation of epidermal growth factor receptor signaling pathway. NCBI's taxonomy places the organism in Eukaryota, Metazoa, Chordata, Mammalia, Pholidota, Manidae.